CAAAAACCACCUCCACUCCCCACUCCCCACUCCACAUUCCACAACCUUCUCCAUUCCCCACCCAAUUCCCCCAAAACCCUAGAAAAAUCUCGCGCGCGGAGCUUGGGCCGCUCACCAUGAGCGCCCCUAUGGAGGUCUCCUUCUCCGCGCCCCCACCCGCUCCGGACGCCGCGUGUGCCGCCACCGCUGCCCCGUUGAUGCCACCUGCCGCCGCCGCCCAGACGCUGCCGCCCCCUGUCGCCGCGGUCUCCUCCUCGCCGCCGCAGCAGCAGCAGGCGGCUGCGGCUGCGGCCGUGGUCGCUCCUUCCCCGGCCGACGACAAGGUCCUCGUGUCAGUUGAGGUACUGUUGCACGCCGCGAGCGCGGCUCGCCACGAGGACGUCCAGGUGGCGGUCGAGAGGAUGCUAGAAGCUCGAUGCUUAAGCUAUGUUGAUGGGCCUGUGCCAAUUCCUGCUGAUAAUUCUUUUCUUCUUGAAAAUGUCAAAAGGAUACGAAUAUGCGACACUGAUGAGUGGGUUGGGAAUCGCAAAGUUCUUUUAUUUUGGCAAGUUAAGCCUGUUGUGCAUGUGUUCCAGCUGAGUGAAGAUGGUCCUGGUGAGGAACCAAGCGAGGAUGAUACACUCUCUAGCUUUAACGAGUGGGCCUUACCUGCCAAAGAAUUUGAUGGUUUGUGGGAAAGUUUACUAUAUGAAGUUGGUCUCAAGCAGAGGUUGCUGAGAUAUGCUGCCAGUGCUUUGCUUUUUACUGAGAGAGGUGUGGAUACAUGUCUGGUUUCAUGGAACCGGAUUGUACUUUUGCAUGGUCCACCUGGAACAGGAAAGACUUCCUUGUGUAAAGCACUAGCACAGAAACUUUCCAUUCGCUUCAAGUCAAGGUAUUCUAUGUGUCAGUUGAUUGAAGUGAAUGCUCAUUCAUUGUUCAGCAAGUGGUUUUCUGAAAGUGGAAAAUUGGUUGCCAAACUUUUCCAGAAGAUCCAGGAGAUGGUGGAGGAAGAAAGCAACCUGGUAUUUGUAUUGAUAGAUGAAGUUGAAAGCCUUGCUGCUGCCAGACAAGCUGCCAUAUCUGGCUCUGAACCUUCAGACUCCAUUAGAGUUGUGAAUGCGCUGCUAACACAAAUGGACAAAUUGAAGUCUUGGCCAAAUGUUAUCAUUUUGACAACAUCAAAUAUCACUACAGCAAUAGAUAUUGCAUUUGUUGACAGGGCAGACAUUAAGGCAUAUGUCGGACCCCCUACGCUUCAAGCACGAUACGAGAUCUUGAGGUCAUGUAUACAGGAACUCUUAAGAGUUGGCAUUCUUACAUAUCCUCAGGGUAGUAGUGUGCCAUGUAUUCUGAACUAUUCGACCCUGGAGGAGAAGAAGCACUGUCCUGAGGCUGCAGAACCCCAUGGCGUGUUUCAAUUAUCCAGUCUACUCUAUGAAGCCGCAAAACUGUGUGAGGGACUUAGUGGCCGGUCAUUGAGGAAACUCCCUUUCCUGGCACAUGCCUCUGUCACCAACCCUUGCUGUGAUGCUUCUACUUUCUUGCAUACAUUGAUAAAGACUGCGCAAAGAGAAGUAUUGGAGUCGCGUGGUUAGUUCAACCUUGAGACCUUGGAAUCUUUUGGAAGAGCAAAAUGUUCACAGUUCUUUCCAAAUGCCAUGUUCCGGUUGUCCCCGAUAUUAUGGUCAAUUGCCAGGUCGCUACAAGGAUAAGAAAGUCCAUCCCAUCUCUAGGGUUAGAGGUUAGUGUUUAAAUGUAAAGAGACAAGAACAAAGAAUGAAUGAACUGUCUUGACGCCCCUUCGAGAUGUCCGUGCUCUACACAGAUGAAUAGUAAUCAGGAUUAGAUCUAUGAUUAAUACUAAGCCUAGUCACUACGUGUGAAGAUCAUGAGAUGAGAUCACCGGCUUGUGUUUGGUUGAUCUGAUUCUUAACAGUUACGAGCUCAGAAUGGAUGUAAGGUGCCUCUCUGACUGUCAGCUUCAGCACAUUUGAUCUUCUGUAGAUCUUUACGCGGUACGAAUCGGAAUCGUCUCCGUCACUGCAUCGGAAUCGUCUCCGUCACUGCAACUUGGAACCAGAUCGUUGUUUAGUGCGUACAGGUCAUGUUCCUUUU
Sorghum bicolor (sorghum) is the source of this 2097-nucleotide messenger RNA. RefSeq names its product pachytene checkpoint protein 2 homolog. The coding region runs from base 117 to 1577 and encodes 486 amino acids. The transcript has 14 exons. Gene Ontology annotation, cellular component: chromosome; nucleus. Gene Ontology annotation, biological process: reciprocal meiotic recombination; meiotic recombination checkpoint signaling. Gene Ontology annotation, molecular function: ATP hydrolysis activity; ATP binding. The record is from RefSeq and is a predicted model, not a curated record. Lineage: Eukaryota; Viridiplantae; Streptophyta; Magnoliopsida; Poales; Poaceae.